AUGCUUAUGACCUCACUGGACUUGGGAAAGGAGGGAGCCAACAUCUCAAAGCUCAAGAAGAAUUAUAACAAGGCUAUUGAACUGCUUGUGGAAUUAGCCACUCUUCAAACGUGCUUUAUCACUCUGGACGAGGCUAUUAAAGUCACAAACAGAAGAGUGAACGCCAUUGAACACGUGAUUAUUCCUCGAAUUGAGAACACAAUCAAUUACAUUGUAACGGAAUUGGACGAAAUGGAAAGAGAAGAAUUCUUCAGGAUGAAAAAAAUUCAAGCCAACAAAAAGAAACAGAAGGAAAUUGAAGCUGCAGAACGUGCUGCUGCUGGCGUUGACGUAUAUCAAAAUUCGAAUGAACAUGAGAAUUACGAGCCGAAAAAUUUACUAGCGGCUGAGGACGAUAUACCAAUAUUAUUCUAG
This is a messenger RNA of Cooperia oncophora, 414 nucleotides long. The record is from the annotation of a GenBank genome assembly. Lineage: Eukaryota; Metazoa; Nematoda; Chromadorea; Rhabditida; Trichostrongylidae.